Prunus mume (Japanese apricot) is the source of this 2086-nucleotide messenger RNA. RefSeq lists its product as uncharacterized. The record is from RefSeq and is a predicted model, not a curated record. Lineage: Eukaryota; Viridiplantae; Streptophyta; Magnoliopsida; Rosales; Rosaceae.
AAGCGAGAGCGCGAUAAGGAAGGAAGAAUGAGAAAGGAAGCAGAAGCACAAGUGGAAUUGGCAAAAAAGAGAUGCAGAGAUGUGAUCGACCGAAUAGAGGGAUUGCCAGCUUCCACCAAGAUCACUGCUUCUUGCAGACGCACUCUUCUCAAAUUGGCCCACUCCGAACUCACUUUCCUCUGCCGCUGUUGCUCCUCCUCCACCUCCUUCUCCUCCUCUACUUCCACUCCCCUCAACCUCAGUGUCAAUAUCGGGCACCUCGAGGCAGUUGUUCACCUUGUCCAGCAGCCUUUCAUCACUGGUGUUUCCCGCGUUUGCAAGCCAAUUCCUUUGUCAACUUUAGCCCCACAUCCACAUGGGCAGAAAACCGACCCUUGUCUUAAAAAACAUGUCCACGUUGAUAUAGUUUGUACUCUCCAUAGGAACCCUGUCUGGAUUAUUGUAUCUGAUAGGAACCCAAAAUACAUUACUUGGAGUGGCAGCAGCUGCGGAUCCCCUUACAAAAGGGAUAAGAGUAAGGGAUUAAAAUUGCGUAUUCAGCAAGUCACUGCUGCUGCCCGGUCAGCCGUGGCACUGAAACCUUCCUCAAUUAUUCUCUUCUUUUCAAACCGAAAUGGACUUAGCAGCAUUGUUUGCAAUAAACUCAAAGAUGAAUUUGGGGCCACUGAGUUUCAAUUGGAUUUUCCUGUUUUAGAUUUUAAUUUUGAUUUAUCCAAAGAAGCAGGUGAAUGGACUAAUGUACUUGUUGCGAGAACAUAUCAAGAGGCUUGUGCAUUCGAAAUAAAGGUUAGUGAUACAAGGAACGCUGUUUUGAGUUCAGAAUCUGAUGUGAAGGAUUCAAGCCUGGGAGAGGCUGCUGAUACUGAGAAAGAUCCGUCCGUCUCAACAGAGCACACAGAAUUUUGCUGUGCUUUCUCUAAUCUUAUUUCAAGAAUGGAAUUCUACUCAUUGUAUCUAAAAAAUGGGGAAUCAGCUCAAGUUGGGAGUCUUCUGGGUCAAAGUGAACUUAUAAACUUUGAUACAACUGCCUUGAUUGCUCUUGUAUCAGGUAUUAGUAAUGGUGGCACUCCAAAACUUUUGGCUACUCCAGAAAGUGAAUUGAGGCAGCGGUUUAAGGGUAACUACGAGUUUGUGAUUGGACAGGUGAUGUCUGAAAUUCAGAAUCCAAUUCUUGUUGAAAUUGGUCGCACAAUAUCUGGGAAGAGAGGCAUAAUCUGUGAAAGUGUUCGUUCAGAGUUCAAAGAGUUAGUAUUGAUGUGUGGAGGGCCCAAUGAGAAGUUGAGAGCUAGUCAGUUACUGAAUUGUCUUACAGGACCAAAAAUAGCUCAUUGAGGACUAGUGGGACUAGCAGCUGACCCACAGUAAAUGAUUGCUGGGAAGGAGGGAAAACCAUAAAACCCCCAUUGACGAGGACAGAUUUGGCCAAUUUGGGUUUCCUCAGAAGUUUGCCAAAUUUUCUUAUUUAUUGCUGUCAGGGUUAAUUUCUCCCAACGGUUACUUAUGUCCUACCUCUGGCCCCUGCAGCCCUGCCUUUGCAACCUCCUUCAGUUAGUAGUUGUCGUUCUUUUGGGCUUUCUGUGCAUGUGUGUUGUCUCUAGUAUACUUAUUUCUUAGAACUUCAAAAAAUUUCACUGAUAUAAUUCGCCUUAGGUUGCAGAAUGCUUCAACUUAAUUGGUGAGUUAAUCUUGAAUUCAUGAUUUAGGUGACCUUCUUAGAUUGCAUUUGGAGAAUUACACUUACAUAUUUGCUUCCUAGGUUGGUAAAGUAUGUAGAUUCUGUUGCCCUCAGUGUAGGACAUUAAGCAUAUCUAUAGGGUUUUUUUUCUUCUUCUAUAUAUGUAGGAAACGAAAAAAAUUGUAGAAAUAGGGAAACAAGCACAGUAGACAUUUGUGAGGAUCAACCAACCCUAGUCUGCAAUCUGCAUUAGUUCCAAACAGGGUUAAGCCUGUCCGAAAAAAUUCGAGGUGUUUGAUCUGUUUGAUGAUUUUUGCUCCCUUAUAUAUCUAUGGUUAAUCGUGGUUAAAAAUAUAUAUAUAAUUUUUUUUUUUUUUUUUUUGUAUUAUCCUGCACUAAUAACCUUUAGGA